Messenger RNA from Saccoglossus kowalevskii, 2450 nucleotides. RefSeq names its product GDP-mannose 4,6 dehydratase-like. Lineage: Eukaryota; Metazoa; Hemichordata; Enteropneusta; Harrimaniidae. The record is from RefSeq and is a predicted model, not a curated record.
AUGCACCUAUCUGAUGAUAGAUUCCCAAAGGUGUCAUUUGAAAUGGGGGAGUAUACUGCUGAUGUUGAUGGGGUUGGUACUCUCAGGUUACUCGACGCUAUUAGAACGUGCGGUCUAGAGAAGAAGGCAAGAUUUUACCAAGCGUCAAGCAGUGAAAUGUUUGGCAAAGUUCAGGAAAUCCCACAAAAAGAAACAACUCCAUUCUACCCCAGAUCACCCUAUGGUUGUGCGAAAGUAUACGCAUAUUGGAUCACUGUCAAUUUCCGAGAGGCUUAUGAUAUGUAUGCAUGUAAUGGUAUACUAUUUAACCAUGAGAGUCCCAGAAGAGGUGAAACAUUUGUUACAAGGAAAGUCACCAGAGCGGUUGCUAAGAUACAUCUAGGACAACAAGAGGACCUAGUUUUAGGAAAUCUGGAUUCAAAGAGAGAUUGGGGACAUGCAAGAGAUUAUAUACAGGCCAUGUGGUUAAUGUUACAACAAGAGCAGGCUGAGGAUUUCAUCAUUUCAACUGGGGAGGUCCACAGUGUACGAGAGUUUGUCGAAGAAUCAUUCAAACUGGUCAAUAAAGAAAUAGAAUGGGAAGGUGAAGGAUUGAAUGAGGUGGGUAAAGAGAAAGCAACUGGGAAAGUACGAGUGAAGAUUGAUGCUAGAUUUUACAGACCAACAGAAGUCGACUUUUUGCUAGGUGACUGCACUAAGGCAAAGACCAAACUCAAAUGGGAAUUAAAAACUGAUUUUAAGGGACUAGUGAAAGAAAUGGUGGAAGCUGACAUCGAGCUGAUGAAAUCCAAUCCAAAAGCAUAGAAAAAUAUAUUACUUAUUCUGUUGUUUCAUUUAUUUUGGCUUAUUUUACCCUCUUUUAAUAUCUGCUCCAUCCACUAUCAGUACAGACAGUAUUUGCAUAUGAGGUCAGCAUAUUAAGAACAGAUUUAUUUUUCUCUUUUGUAACAUUCAUUUGUUGAGGUGAUGGGAGGAACUAGACUGGUUAUUGUCUUCAUCUCAGAACUGUAAAAAUGAAAUCCAUUCAGAAUAAUUAUCUACUUAUCAAUAAUUUCCAAUAUUCGUUUUUUAAGUUAACAAUAGAAAUUUUAUUUUACAUUUUAUUGGGAAACAUUUUUUUGGGAGUAGAUAUUUGUUGUAUUUAUUUAUUUAGCCUUCCUUUCAUUGAAUUACAUUCCAUGUGUGCUCAUUGAGUCCAUGUAAUUGGUGAAAUUUUGUUUGUUUGUUAUUUGUUUGAUUUUUUAGUGUGAUUAUUUAAAUCAUGCUAAUUUAGGUUUUGUGAUGUUUAUUAGAAGUAAAUAUCACUGUAUAGUGAUACUCAGAUCACCAUGGCGACAAUAUCAACAUAUGGUUAAAAAUGGUCAUGUCUUUUUCUCGGUGUAAUCAUGACUACGAUCAAAGUGAUCUCGAAAUCACUAUCGACUUGAAUCUAGAUUGGAUACAGGCAUGAGACGAAAACCGAUUUAACACUUUGAUGCAAAAUGGAAGUGGACAAUACUCGGUGAAUUAUUUUGUUCAAGUGACAGCACUGCUUAUAAUCGGUGUGUAUGAACACAGGAAUCUGCCUGUUUUGUAUUGAUAUCACGUAAAAUCUAAAUACAACAUUUGACCAUUUAAAAUGCACCAAAAUACAAUGACAAAUUUCUGUCUGUAAAUCACCAAAUUUGAGAACAAAUACACCCCGUGUAAAACCAAUCUAACUAUGAGCCGGUCUUCACCAUAGAACCGGUAUCUUCUAAAACUUUUUAUUUGACUGAUGAAUUGUUUAAAAUACACUUUUAUUUCCGUUAAAGUACACACCAUCUUAUAUAUAUUCUGAAAGCCUAAAUAUUUAGUACUGUAAAAAGGUUAAUUAUUCACUGGGUUUUAAUUUUGCUUAUUUCGCUGGCUGGAAAAUGCACUAAAUUAUAAUAACCCACUGAAUAUGUCAAAUUUAGCAUAGAACACAUUACCUAAAUGAUAAAAUCGUGAAUUUAAAACCCACUGAUUAUGCCUGAAAUGGUAAAUCAGCAAAAUUAAACCCAGGGAAAAUUAGUCAUUUUACAGUAACUUCUUUUCUUUGAUAGUGAAAAAAAAUGUAAAAAAUUUUAUGUAAACAGGUGAGAGGUUGUGAGACAGUGGGUACUGGUAAGAGUGAUGUGUAAAAUUAGAAGGGUCAGAAAAGUGGGGGGGUGUUGAGGGUGAAUUUCUUGAUUUCUUGUGUAUGUCACUGUAAAAUGUACAAGCGUAUUUCGCACAAUCUAUGGAUCUAUCUAUGUUUGCCCAUGCCAAUGAGUGCCAUGGUUACCUGUAUUUAUUUUUUACUUAUUUCAGAAUAGGUGCUCAAAACAAUGGUUUGAAUACGCAGGUAUUUUAGACAGGUAUUUGUUGAUAUGGUCUUUGGUUCAAACACAUAUGACAUUUAACAUGGCAAAAACUAAAUUGCAUCAAAAUAAAUGAAAGUUAUUAAA